Molecule: messenger RNA, 1176 nt
Organism: Trypanosoma brucei brucei TREU927
Lineage: Eukaryota; Euglenozoa; Kinetoplastea; Trypanosomatida; Trypanosomatidae
Exons: 1
Coding region: 1-1176 (391 amino acids)
Biological process (GO): rRNA methylation
Molecular function (GO): RNA binding; RNA methyltransferase activity
Source: RefSeq, a predicted model, not a curated record
AUGCAGAGAUGGAGCCAGAGACUUCACGCAGUUAACAAAGCCACGGGACGUCGCUGGAGCCCCAUACCGAAGCCACCACCGCAGGAUUUCGACCGCCUUUGCGGGACCCACAGCGUACUCAACACAUUGCGCGCAUUCUAUGUGGCCCCGCGAAGGCUCCAUCCACACCGUCGGCAAUUGUGCUCCCUCUAUGUGCGUGACUUUCGCCUGGAGGCGAGUUGCAACACCAAAAAAAAUGGUGAUGAUGAUGCAGAAAAAUCUAAUGAUGGACAUGACGUAUGGAUUCCCAAGCAGUACCCGAACAUGCAGCGUAUUGUGCGUCUUGCGCGCGCGUUGAGCGUUGCAGUGCAUCCCGUGGAGCGUCGUGAGUUAGUGCGUCUCUGUGGCGAACGACGCAACCAAAACGUUGUGCUGGAAGUGUCAACCUUCACUCCGAGGGAUGUUGUGGCGUCCCCUUGGGAGAGUGGUAGAAGAGUGUGGGAUGCAGACGGACGAGGCAUGACUGAAGGUGGGGCACAGACAGAUGACGUGGUAUUUCUUGACCACGUGAUUGAUCCUGCCAAUGUUGGUGCUAUCAUGAGAUCUGCAUUUUUCAUGGGUUUGCGGCGGAUUGUCCUUAGCAGCGACAGCGCUGGAUGUACCGCUGCUGUUUGCCGCUCCAGUGCGGGUUUUAUGGAGUACAUGAGCGUGUACCGUGCUGUUGUUCCGACGUUAACAUUUCUCGAGAAUACUGUUGCUCAACAAAAAGCGCGUGAUGGCGGCCACCUGCUGGAAAUCUACGCGACGUCUCCGAUGCCGCGGCGUGGCGUGACCACGUGCAGCGCGAGAGAACUUCCCUCAGUGUCUUGCGGUCCCGUCAACAAGCCUCGACGUCGUUUGCUGUUACUAGGGAAUGAAGGCGCUGGUUUGCCUUCAGAGGUUAUGGGGCUUUGCACGCAUACCGCGCACAUACCACUUGCGCCUGAACGCAGCCACUUCAUGUCUACAGCGGUGGAUGGAGGACUGGUUGCUGGGGGGAAUGGUCGGAAUACGUGCCGUACCCGCGGUGAAGAAGCCGAAGAUAUCGCACAUCUACGACCAGAGGAGGUGUCCCUUAAUGUGAGUGCUGCUAGUGCCCUUAUUCUCGCAGCGUUGAGACGUGGUGACGGAGCUGUGGAGGUGUAUAGGAAUCACUAA